AUGGCAUUAUCCAAAAUGGACAUUCCACCCAGAGCCCAACACUUUUUAGAGUGUGACAUCGAAGAAUGUGAAAAAAACUGUGAGUUUUAUUGUAAUAAUUGCCAUUUAGGGUUAUGCAAACAAUGCAAAGGGGAACAUCUGAAAAGUCCAAAAAAGAAAAACCAUGAAGUGGUCCUGUACCAGCAACGCAAAAGACAACUUCCUGUGGAGAAAUGUGAUAUCCACCCUACUAAAGAUGUGGACAUGCUCUGUGAAGAAUGCCAAGUUGCAGUAUGUUCUAAAUGUGCCACACUGGCAGACCAUCGAAGGCAUAUAUUUAUUGAUUUGGAAACUGUUUAUGCAGAAAAAUAUAAAGUUUUUCAAGAAGAUAUUUCCAAAAUCCACGAGUACUUUCUCCCUACAUCAAAAACUUUGAAAAAAGAAAUAAAAAAAGAUUCAUCAGAAAUCAAACAGGUUAUGGACACCAUCAGAACAUCAAUGAAGACUGAAGGUGAGACCCUGAAAAGUCUGGUGGACACAGUCAUAUCUGAUAACCUGAGGCAGCUAGACCAGAUAGAGUAUUCACUUUUAGAAGAUCUUAAAUCCCAAGACAGGACCGUGGAUGAUUACAUCACUUAUCUUAAUAACCUUCUUAAAGAGCUUCACAGAUACCUGUCCCCUACAGAACACAAGAAAUUAAUGUCUGAGAAGAAGCCAGAGAUCCAACCCAUACCAGAGACAACAAAACCAGUCACACCAGGAUUUACUGCUUGUCAGUACACCAAAAGUGAUGUCGCCAAACUACUUGGUAAAACACACAUCCCCAACACUAAAGGAGAGAAGAGAGAAAUUACUUGUGAGACCAUGGAGAGUGUUUACAACCCAGCAGUGAAAUCUGCAUAUAAACAGAUGAAAGAAAACAGAAAGAAAUCUGACAAGAAACAAACAAUGUCUCUAUCUGCCUCUGUCACCAAGGUCAGGGAGUUCAGGGUACCAGGUGUUGAUGAUGUACAACAUAUUUCACUAGAUCAAUCAGACAGACUCUGGAUCAGUGAUGAUGAAGGUAACCUUGUCCAAACAGAUCUACAGGGGAAUGAGAUACAGAAGAUAGAAACCAGUGGUAGACGUGAAGGUUAUCACACAGUGACAGGGGACAGAAAUCUGAUCUUUGCAGACCAAUACAAAAACGUCAUCAAUAGGAUAACACAGGAUAACAAAAUCACAGAAUUCAUUAGAACUGGAGACUGGGCACCAAUCAGCAUACACUCCUCCCACAUCAAUGGGGACUUACUAGUGGGGAUGGUGACAGAUGAAGAGGCUAAAGUUGCCAGGUACAACAAGUCAAGGAAAAAACUACAGAAAAUACAGAGAGAUAACACAGGACAGGGACUAUAUAGUACACCACGCUACAUCACAGAAAAUAUCAAUGGAGAUAUCUGUACAUCAGACUUCAGUAAAAAGGCAGUAGUGGUGGUGAAUAAAUCAGGACGACACAGGUUCUCCUACACAGGUCAGGGGUCAAUGUUCUUUCCCUAUGGAAUUUGCACUGAUGUCCUCGGUCACAUCCUGGUGUGUGAUGGACACUUUGUAAAUAACACUGUUCACCUCCUUGAUCAGGAUGGUCAAUUCUUGUCUCUUUUACUCACACAAAAACAAGGGGUAGGCUGUCCUUGUAGUGUGUGUGUGGAUGAUGAGAACAAUCUCUAUGUUGGACAACAAAUCUUCAACAGACUGAAAGUGUACAAGUACUAG
Molecule: messenger RNA, 1731 nt
Organism: Saccostrea cuccullata (small rock oyster)
Lineage: Eukaryota; Metazoa; Mollusca; Bivalvia; Ostreida; Ostreidae
Product: tripartite motif-containing protein 2-like
Exons: 1
Coding region: 1-1731 (576 amino acids)
Biological process (GO): protein monoubiquitination
Molecular function (GO): zinc ion binding; ubiquitin protein ligase activity
Source: RefSeq, a predicted model, not a curated record